Messenger RNA from Fusarium coffeatum, 2274 nucleotides. RefSeq lists its product as uncharacterized. The record is from RefSeq and is a predicted model, not a curated record. The transcript is spliced from 2 exons. The coding region runs from base 1 to 2274 and encodes 757 amino acids. Lineage: Eukaryota; Fungi; Ascomycota; Sordariomycetes; Hypocreales; Nectriaceae.
AUGGGCGGCGUUGUCUCUGCAUUCUCUAGUAGUAGCGGUGAAGACCCCGUCGCAGCGCGACAAGCUCUCGAGAAGCAACUUGCCGAUAGAGAAGAAACCAUCGCCGUCCUCGAAGAAGACCUCUCCAAGAAGGAGAAGGAGUGCACAACAGUUUCCCAGGAUGCUGAGGACCUGAGAGAAAAGAUCAAGGAGCUCGAGAAACAAAAUUCUCUCGCUCUCGACGAGACCCACGCCCGAAUUGCCAUCUUGCAGGAUGAGCUGAAGAAGGGUGGCGACUCGAGCUCCGAGCAGCUUCGUUCCACCAAGGAGUCCGCUGAGAAGAACGCCCAGGAGCUCGAGGAUGCCAAGUCGUCUCUGACUGCCACCGAAGAGAAGCUCAAGGGUCUCGAGCAGGAGAGGCAAUCCAUUGCCGAUGAGCUCGCCAGCCUCAAGGCUGAGCUUGCUGAGGCCAAGGAGGCCCGCGAGGCCCUCGAGGCUGCUCUGACCAAGGAGAUUGCUACCCUCAAGACCCAGAUCUCUGAGGCUGAGGAGAAGCACCAGACUCUUACCAAGGCCCACAGUACGCUUGAGGAAGAGCUCGCUGCCGCUUCCAGCGCCGCCGAGCAGGGCAAGCAAGCUCUGACCGGAACCGAGGACAAGUUCACGACUCUACAAUCCAGCCACGACAAGCUUGAGACAGACCUCAAGGCCGCUGUCACUGCCCUCGACGAGCAGAAGCAGGCUUUGGCCGGAGCCGAGGAGAAGUACGCCACCCUCCAAGAGACUCUCGACAACCUCAAGGAGCAGUCCGACUCCCAGAUCGCCACUGCGAAGAAGGACCUCGCCGAGGCCGAGGAGAAGCACAACACCCUCCAAGAAACACACAACAAGCACAAGGCCGACUCUGAGAACGAGUUGUCUGAGCUCAAGAAGCAGCUGGCUGAACUGUCUGAUCUCCAGACCAAGUACGCCACUCUUGAGGAGACCAACAAGUCUCUUGAGCAGGAGCUUGCUGAGCUCAAGGAGAAGUUUGCCGAACUCGAGAAGACCAACGAGUCUCUCAAGAGCGACUCCUCCUCUGAGCUCAUUGCCGCCCAGAAGGAUGCUGCCGAGUGGAAGGAGAAGCACGGCUCUCUCCAGAGCACCCAUGAUGAUCUGACCAAGGACCUUGAGGCUGCCAAGAAGGAUCUUACUGCCUCAGAGGAGGCCCAGAAGAAGCUUGCUGAGGAGCACACCACUGCCUUGACCAAGGCUCAAGGUGACUCAUCUGCUGAGCUGGAGAAGGUUAAGCAGGAAGCCGCCGACCUUGAGGCUAAGCUCAAGUCUGCUACUGACGAGCACGAGACUCUCAAGAAGGAGCGUGACGAGCAGGCUGAGAAGCUCAAGGCCGUCACUGGCGACCACGAGACAUCCCAGCAGAAGCAGGAGGAGACCGAGGCUAAGCUCAAGGCUGCCACCGAAGAGCGCGAGUCCAUCGAGAAGGAGCUUAACGAGAAGUCAACAAAGCUUGCCGAGCUCGAGAAGCAAAUCGAGGAUGCUCAAUCCAAGGCCUCCAAGGCUGAGGAGGACCUUAACGCUUCGCAAACGGAGAAGAAGGAACUCGAGUCCAAGAUCGCUGAUCUUGAAUCCAGCGCCAAGAACUCACAGAAGUCUGAGUCUUCACUCAAGACUAAGGCUGAGGAGGCCGAGGCUAAGGUUGCCGCCCUUGAAGCUGAUGCCAAGAAGGCUCAGGACGCUGAGGCCGAGCUGAAGACCAAGGUCGAGGAAGCUGAGGCCAAGGUUGAGAGCCUUGAGGCUGAGGCUGCUAAGGCUAAGGAGGCCGAGGCCAAGGUUGCCACUCUUGAGGCUGACGCAAAGAAGGCCCAGGACUCCGAGGCUGAACUGAAGAAGCAGCUUGAGGACGCCCAGGCCGCCGUCGAAGCCGAGAAGAAGGAGUCCGCCGACAAGACAAAGUCUCUUGAGGACGAGCUUAAGGAGCUUAAGGAGAAGUUCGCCAAGGCUGAGGAGGCUGCCCAGAAGGUUGAAUCCCUGGAGGCCGAGAAGAAGGCCGCUGAGGAGAAGGCUGCUACUCUGGAGAAGGAGAAGACCACAGCCGAGGAGAAGACCAAGACAGCACAAUCUGCCUUCAGCAAUGCUCUCGAGAAGGUCAAGACCAUCCAGAGCGAGAAGAAGGAGGCUGUUGCCACUGCCACCAAGGAGAAGGACGAGGCCCUUGAGAAGGUCAAGACUCUCGAGGCUGAGGUCAAGGAGCUCAAGGAGAAGAGCGCUGCCACCAACGGCACUGCCGAGGCUUAA